This is a messenger RNA of Sycon ciliatum, 2616 nucleotides long. Its product is annotated as phosphatidylinositol 3,4,5-trisphosphate 3-phosphatase and dual-specificity protein phosphatase PTEN-like. Gene Ontology annotation, molecular function: phosphatidylinositol-3,4,5-trisphosphate 3-phosphatase activity; protein tyrosine phosphatase activity. The transcript has a single exon. NCBI's taxonomy places the organism in Eukaryota, Metazoa, Porifera, Calcarea, Leucosolenida, Sycettidae. Bases 448 to 1755 code for a protein of 435 amino acids. Gene Ontology annotation, cellular component: cell projection; plasma membrane; nucleus. The record is from RefSeq and is a predicted model, not a curated record. Gene Ontology annotation, biological process: phosphatidylinositol dephosphorylation; regulation of phosphatidylinositol 3-kinase/protein kinase B signal transduction; phosphatidylinositol 3-kinase/protein kinase B signal transduction.
UUUUUGUUUUGAAAUAUUGAACUCUGAAGUGAUCGCUCCAGCACUGUGUGUUCACUGUUCAGCGCGCAGCUCAGCGCAGCGCUCCCGGAUCCCCGAUCGAUCCCGCUGCGGCGGUGUUGCUGGUGAGUACAGACUCCGUACAACCAGCGCUGUACGACAAUACACACUACGGACUACGCAGCAGGCUCGGCAAAUUUGCUGGUUGCUGCAGAGUGUGGCACUGGCCGUGGAGCUGGGCAGGUUGGUGUGACCACAGAAAAACACCGUUGGGCGUUUUUCGACGGAAAGUGAAAGGAGCAGAAGUUCUUGAGGAGCUGAGGAACACGGAGUCCGGGCGUGAAUCCUAUCCUUUAGACGAACACCUCUAUGCUCUUUCACCGGACUCAUCUUCUUCUCGUGUAAAAAAAUUGGAGCUGACCCGGAUUUCUGUGACCGAGAUGAAAUGCCAUGGCUAAGCAGCUCAAGCGAUUGGUGUCGAAGAAGAAAAGGCGCUUUACCGAAAAUGGAUACGAUUUGGACCUCACCUAUAUUCGACCCAACAUCCUGGCUAUGGGCUUCCCAUCCGAAAGCAUAGAAGGAAUCUACCGGAAUAACUUGGAUGAAGUAGUGCGUUUUCUGGACUCUUAUCAUGGAGACAAUUACAAGGUUUACAAUCUAUGUGCGGAAAGAACGUACGAUGCUUCAAAGUUCCAUGGAAGAGUGGCUUGCUAUCCGUUCGAGGAUCACAACGCUCCUCCGUUCCCAUUAUUUGACGCUUUCUGCAGUGAUGUGUCUAGUUAUCUGAACGCCGACAGCAGGAAUGUGGCGGCGGUACAUUGCAAAGCAGGCAAAGGCCGCACGGGCGUGAUGAUUUGUGCGUUUUUUAUUCAUGAAAACAUCUUCAAGGCUGUUCCAGAGGCACUCAUGUUCUACGACCUGAAGCGGACGCAGAAUGGAAAAGGUGUCACCAUUCCCAGCCAAAGACGCUACGUUGAGUAUUAUGGAUAUCGGAAAAUCAAGCAGCUGACUAUUCGUCCCGUCAAGCUUCUCCUGUACGGUUUCAUCUUUGACGGUGUGCCAGCGUACUCAAAUAUGGGCAACUACUCCAUUUUCUACAAAAUUAGUCAAGGUAAAAAGAGGACACUGGUCUCAAGGUUCUACGAGGUGGAUAUCCGGCGCAAGGACGGCCAAACGUUCAUGGAACUGGAUUCGCCGGUCGCCGUAACUGAAGAUAUCAAGACCGAGUUCUUUUUCGCACGUCUGGGCAAGAAGCAGAAGGCGUUCCACUGCUGGCUCAACACGUACUUCAUUCACGCGGCCAUGCAGCACGGCGACGAUGGGCUGUACUCGAUGCGCACGUCGCAGCUGGCGUCCGACCUGCAGCUGGUGCCGUACGCCAUACCGGCGGAGCAGCACAAUCCGAUUGACCUGUCUCGGCGCGGCACGCUGGACCAUGCACCUACGUACAUGAACAACGACGGCUCGCAGCAGAUGACUGUGAUCUCGUUGCCCAAGAAGGACCUGGAUCGCGCCUGCAAGGACCACAAGCACGUGGCCAACAAGUUCCGGCUUCACGCUCUCUUCUCGCCGGAGGUGGAGAGUGACUCGAUGAACCCGUCCACUAUUCAGGAGAUUGGCGUAACGCUGUCGCCUGAUAUUUCCACAUGCCCGUCGGUGAUCAGCGGAGACUCCAAGCUGUCGUCGUCCAGCUCCGAGGAUGAAGAGGAGAGCAGUGGCACCAACACGGAAUCCAAUGACACCAGCGACGACGCAUGACCACCCUGAUAAACCUGGGCUGAUGAUGAUAAUCACCAACUGCCCUGACCAGUGACUUUGCCUUACUCGCUUCACGUAAACUUACCUGAAUGCUCAUAACUCAUAAUACUAGUAGACGUUCCUAAAAUUUGCAGCCAUACUUCGUAGCUUGCCUCUGUAAUGCUCUCUCAUGUGAUGAAGUCACCGCCUGGUCACUGUUUACCAAGCUUCAAUCACUGACGCCACACCUCUCUCAUACCGAAACUGUUCACAAAUUUGAAGAUCCCCGGGCAGCGGGCAGAGCUGCACUGCACCACUGGCGUAAGUUUCUGUCUUUCUUUCAUUUUUUUAUCUAAGCGUGCGUGCGUGUGUGCCGCUGGGCAACACGUUGCCAGCACAUGCGCACCUUGUAGUGUCUGGCAGUGGACUGUACAGCAUGGCGACGAUGGCCGACUGUGGGCUGGAUGCGUGAUGCAUUCCGCCGGCAAUACCGUUUUAGUGUCAUGUUUGAUUGUGCUUGUUAGAGCCCGCCGGCUGAAGAACGCCAUUGCUGUACUGAAGUCCGAACUGUCAUUUUAAACCGAUUUUUCACUGUGACAUCUGUGGAGGUGUGUAUUCUCCUAGUCUGGUUUUCAACCUGUUUAUUUAGUUCCUUGAAAUUGUCGCCUGAGACGUUUUUCCCCCAUUUCCGCCAAACAGAUCUGUCUUUGUCUACUUUUCUGAGGUAAUUCAAUGUUGCAUGUCUGUUUUGAUGAUGCCAAGUCUGUACUCUUUGCUGUGCUUGUGAUGCUGCUUCCCAGCUGGCCGCCGUCUUCGGUUUCAUAACAUCUGUGGAAGGGAAAUAAUUAGACUACACGUAUGAAGCCGUAUGGCUGCACUGUA